This is a messenger RNA of Alnus glutinosa, 593 nucleotides long. Its product is annotated as acyl-CoA-binding protein. Lineage: Eukaryota; Viridiplantae; Streptophyta; Magnoliopsida; Fagales; Betulaceae. Gene Ontology annotation, molecular function: fatty-acyl-CoA binding. Gene Ontology annotation, biological process: fatty acid metabolic process. The transcript has 4 exons. The record is from RefSeq and is a predicted model, not a curated record. Bases 148 to 420 code for a protein of 90 amino acids.
CUGAGCUGAGACUAGCAGGAACAGGACCACACGGCUCCGCAUUAUAUAAACACCCAGCAGUGAGAGGCCCAAACAUGAACAUUGAACCCACGGCAUUGACAGAUUCUCCAUUUGCGUUUUCGUGAUUAUCUAGAAGCAGAAAAUCAAAUGGGGUUGAAGGAGGAGUUUGAGGAUCAUUCUGAGAAAGCCAAGACCCUGCCAGAGACAACGACAAAUGAAAACAAGCUUAUACUCUAUGGGCUAUUCAAGCAAGCCACUGUUGGUCCAGUGAACACCAGCCGUCCUGGAAUGUUUAACAUGAGGGACAGAGCAAAGUGGGAUGCGUGGAAGGCUGUUGAAGGGAAAUCCAAGGACGAAGCAAUGAGUGAUUAUAUAACCAAAGUGAAACAGUUGCGGGAAGAAGCUUCGGCAUCUGCUUGAUUCAGUCUUCUUGUUGAUGCCUGAUGCCAUUUGGUUGUGUUUUUAAAACUUGAAUUGAAAAUAAUCAUCUGUAGCUUUCGAACCCUUGAUGUGUUAUAUCUGAAUGGCGUGGAAGUCCUUAUGGCAAACUGUAUUCGUAUUAAAUAUGUUAAGUUUCUUCUGAUUAUAAACUA